Molecule: messenger RNA, 1480 nt
Organism: Mytilinidion resinicola
Lineage: Eukaryota; Fungi; Ascomycota; Dothideomycetes; Mytilinidiales; Mytilinidiaceae
Product: MFS general substrate transporter
Exons: 2
Coding region: 80-1480 (466 amino acids)
Biological process (GO): transmembrane transport
Cellular component (GO): fungal-type vacuole membrane
Molecular function (GO): transmembrane transporter activity
Source: RefSeq, a predicted model, not a curated record
ACAAUCUCCACCCUCUUUUCUCUCUAUCCUACUAUUUCGUACUUUGAAUAGUCAAGGCUUCCUCGCGUGCCGUUUAGCAAUGGCAUCCAUGGACGAAUACCCGGUCACAAAGGGCUCCGAGGAAGAAAUUCCGCUCGACAAAUUCUCGUUUUCGAGUGACGAUUCAUCUGGGUCCGAAGAAGAUCAGUUCUUACUAGAUGAAGAAAUAGCCACACAAAAGUUGCCACCAGUAGAUAGGGGUGCCGGAGCGUGGAAGUUCCUUUUCGGGUGUUGGCUUAUAGAGGCCGUGCUAUGGGGCUUUCCUCUUGCAUUCGGGAUAUUCCAGUCCCAUUAUUCACAACACUCUCUGUUCAACACGUCAAAAAAUAUACCCACCAUCGGCGCACUCGCUGUUGGAAUUUCCUAUCUCGGUGUCCCACUCACUAGCCCUAUUACGCUCCGCUAUCCGCAGUAUCAUAUUCAUAUCCUUUUCUUUGGUUGGGCUCUCUGCAUUUUAGGCCUUGUCUUCGCCAGUUUCGCGACCCAAACAUGGCACCUCAUACUUACUCAAGGCGCCAUGUACGGAGUCGGAUGGGUCGUAUGCUACACGCCCUUCCUAAUUAUGUUGAACGACUGGUUCUACGACCGCCGCGGCUUGGCCUACGGUAUCCUCUUCGGCGCCUCAGGAGUAUCCGGCCUGAUCCUCCCCUUCGCCCUCGAAGCCCUCCUCGCCCGCUACGACUUCCGCAUCACCCUGCGCAUGUUCGCCAUCAUCGCCAUCCUCGUCUCCGGGCCCAGCUUCCUCCUCAUCCGCCCCCGCAUCCCCGUGCAUCUCCAGCACAAAGCCCCGUCGCCAUCUGGACCCCCAAGACCCUACAACUUCCUCCGCAACCCCCUCACCUACGUCUUCGGCUGCAGCAUCGCCCUCCAAGGCCUCGCCUUCCCCUUACCACCCACCUUCCUCCCCUCCUAUGCCACCGCGCUCACCCUCCCCGCCCCCUCCGGCGACUUCCUCCUCGCCCUCAACUCCCUCGCCCAAGUCACCGGCCAGAUCCUCCUCGGGCACUUCUCCGACAACGUCAGCACCCACCUCCCGCACUCCGUCUCCUCCCUCAUCACCGGCCUCGCCGUGCUCCUCCUCUGGGGCCCCGCGCGCGGCAUCGGCAGCCUCGCGGCGUUUGCGGCGCUGUGGGGCGCGUUCGCGGGCAGCUACAGCGUCAGCUGGACGAAGAUCGCGGCGCGGAUGGCGGAGGGCGAGGAUGAGGGGAGACGGGCUGCGGCGACGAUGACGUUGUAUGCGUGGUUUAGCUUUGAGCGCGGGGUCGCGGAUAUCUUGGCUGGGCCAAUUAGUUCGGUGCUGCUGGGGAGCGAUGUUAGGGUUGGGGAGUUUGGGGUGGGGAAGUGGAAGGGGGUGGUGGGGUUUUGUGGGGGGGUGUUGUUGCUGAGUUCGAUGGGGGGGUUGGGGUGGUUUUGGGAGAGGAGGGGGAGGUGGGGGAGAUGA